This is a messenger RNA of Raphanus sativus (radish), 1585 nucleotides long. Its product is annotated as UPF0496 protein At5g66670-like. NCBI's taxonomy places the organism in Eukaryota, Viridiplantae, Streptophyta, Magnoliopsida, Brassicales, Brassicaceae. The transcript has 2 exons. Bases 182 to 1360 code for a protein of 392 amino acids. The record is from RefSeq and is a predicted model, not a curated record.
AGAUCGACGUCUUUGCCACGGCAUCAAGGGUGGGUGGCUAUUGAUUGAUUAUAUAUAUUUGUGUCUACCAAGUUUAUAACAGCACCAGUCGAGUAACUAUAGAUUUGUAGAUCAGAAUAAUCUCGACAUACUCUUGUCUUGAGCAAGAUUCCAAGUUCAGAUUAGCUCAAGUAUAAGGUCAAUGGCGGCUGUUGGAAUAGUCUGUGGACUACUGUCGAAAUACUGGAGUUCCGAUAAAGAUGGAACCAACAAACAAAACCAGAAUGCUUACACAACUGCUUGUGAAGAAGAUCCAAAGCUCAAAUCAUAUGGUUCUUUGUUUGAGCAACGAUUCAACAAAUUGAAGAGCGAGCUCGCUGCAGGAGGCAAAACUGAAAAUUAUUCCCUAAACUCAGUCAAGUCGCUGUGCGGGUUUCUAGUUGAAAUGAACGAAGAUAUGGCCGAGGAAAUUACCGCCAGCAAAGAUGUAUUGGAGAACGAAGAACUAAGGUCUUUGGUUGAUCUCUAUUAUGAGAGUUCCACGAAAACUUUAGAUCUAUUUAAUACCGUGGAGAAGUGCACCAAGAAAGCAAAAUUAAGCUUUUUGAUCGUUAAAGUUGCGAUCAAAAAGUUUGAAAAAGAGUCGAUGGACGACACGGAUUUUGAAGGAAACCUGAAGAAGAAGAAGAAGAAGUACGCCGAAACGUUAGUGGAGCUGAACAAGGUUAAAGCUAUGGGCGAUCCUUUUGGUGACGAGUAUAAGAAUCAGUUGGAAUCUGUACGCUCGGAGCACCUUGUGCUUUUAAAGAAGAUCCAUGAGCUGCUGGUGAAGAUUGAUAAAAAAAAGGCGAAAUUAAAGAGAAGGAGGAGACUGGUGGCUAUUCUUUACGCUUCUGCGGCUUUGACUUUUAUGGCCGUAGAGACUUACGUAUGCAUAGCAUUCGUACCUCCGUUGGCGUUCAAUACUGCCAUUACGGCUGCGACUGGGUUGAACUACAUGAUUGGAACUGCAGGAAUAUUGAUCAAUGAGGUGAUGAAGAACCGUGAGAGGGAUUUGGAUAGACAGAAAGAGUUAGUCAAAGAUAUGGAGAACAAGACGACUCUCAACAUCCAAGGGACAGAUACGGUAAACAGCCUAGUCGAGAAGCUUAUUGGGAGGCUCUCAUUGAUUCUGGAUUCUGUGGAUGUUGCUGCAGUGAAUAGAGAAGAGGAGGCCGUAAAACUUGUGAUGGAAGAAAUCGUUAGCGAAGUGACUGGGUUUGCUGAGGUAAUCAAGGAAGUUGGUGAAGCUGUGGCUACGUGUAGCACAUGUGUCGCUGCGGGGAAAGUACAAAUUCUGGAACACAUAACCAAAUCAAUGUCAUCGAAAGGGAAGAAGUAAACUAUCCUAUGUAUUUACACUUUUAUAUAUAUAUAUAUUUUUUUUGACAUCAUUUACACUUUUAUAUUUAUGUUUGAAGUGUGCCAAACUCGUAUUUUAUGUGUGAAUCAUAAUUGGGAUUUACGUCUCAUUGUCCUUUCAGUUUGUCAUGUCGGCCAUAUCCAUCAUAUACAAUAGGAUCGAUUUAUGUUACUUUUAAAUAAAUUAAUAUUGUAUUAUUUCUCU